This is a messenger RNA of Protopterus annectens (West African lungfish), 2051 nucleotides long. It is a transcript of the gene RAD23B, whose product is annotated as RAD23 homolog B, nucleotide excision repair protein. Gene Ontology annotation, biological process: nucleotide-excision repair; proteasome-mediated ubiquitin-dependent protein catabolic process. Gene Ontology annotation, cellular component: cytosol; nucleoplasm. Bases 409 to 1524 code for a protein of 371 amino acids. NCBI's taxonomy places the organism in Eukaryota, Metazoa, Chordata, Ceratodontiformes, Protopteridae. The record is from RefSeq and is a predicted model, not a curated record. The transcript has 10 exons. Gene Ontology annotation, molecular function: polyubiquitin modification-dependent protein binding; ubiquitin binding; damaged DNA binding.
GCAGCUCAAAUUUAAAACCCAACUCAACACCAGGCGACUUGAAUUUGCUUCUUGAAACGCGCAGAAAAGUUUCAAACUUAAGAACACUUACUCUGCAGUAAGCGUGAAUGAAACUGAGAGAGAAAGGAAAAUGAAACCCGAAACAGUAUAAGACUGCUCCAUACUCCAAGCUCCACUCCAACAGCGCAUGUGCUUUACCUUGAGGAAGAACUGGAAUACGCUUGCGCACUAUGCAUUGAUUAUUGUUUCGAUAUAUUUAGUCGAAUGAUUUUAACGGCUGUAACCGAUUCAUUUUUACGUUGCUGUACGAAAAGUAACUGUCCAGUUAGCAAAUCUGUGUCAUCUUCAGUCAGGGACUCCAAAGAAAGGAAAAAAAAAACUCUUUGAGGAAGCUGUACACAGUUAAUCAUGCAAAUCACUUUGAAAACUCUGCAGCAACAAACCUUCACGAUUGAGAUUGAGCCUGAGGAAACGGUAAAAGCACUGAAAGAGAGAAUUGAAUCAGAAAAGGGGAAGGAUGCCUUUCCUGUUGCUGGUCUGAAAUUAAUAUAUGCAGGCAAAAUUCUUAAAGAUGAUACAGCACUGAAGGAAUAUGACAUCAGUGAGAAAAACUUUGUGGUGAUCAUGGUGACAAAACCUAAAGCAACAACAGGAGCAGCAGAGAAAUCCAUAGCUGAGUUGCCAGCAGCUACAUCUGCCCUAACUUCCACUACAAGUGCUACUACGGAAACUUCUACCACAGUAGCACUGACACCUGCUGCAACCACUUCUGCUCCAGAAGCGGUACAAACUAAAGAACAACCUGUGAAAUCUGCAGAAACACCUAGCACACCAGAGUCACACAGUAGUACACCACCCAGUACUGGAAGGAGCCACAUCUUCGAUGAUGCUACAGGUGCACUUGUGACAGGCCAGUCGUAUGAAAACAUGGUGUCUGAGAUUAUGUCAAUGGGUUAUGAACGGGCACAAGUAGUGGCAGCACUAAGAGCGAGUUUUAACAAUCCCGACAGAGCAGUGGAGUACCUUUUAAUGGGUAUUCCUGGAGACAGACAGAAUCGGGUUGUGGCUAAUCCUCCUCAAGCUGCCAGCACCAGGGCUUCUCAGCCUGAGGCUCCAGCUGCAGCACCUAAUCCUUCAGGAGGAAACCAACUUGAAUUUUUGCGCAAUCAGCCUCAGUUCCAGCAGAUGAGACAAAUUAUUCAGCAGAAUCCAUCAUUGUUGCCCGCUUUAUUACAGCAGAUAGGAAGGGAAAACCCACAGCUACUGCAGCAAAUUAGUCAACAUCAAGAGCAAUUCAUUCAGAUGCUGAAUGAGCCUCUUGUUCAAGAAUCCGGCAAUCGGGCAGAAGCUGGAGGGAGGCACAUGAACUACAUCCAAGUAACACCUCAGGAAAAAGAAGCUAUUGAGAGGCUGAAAGCAUUAGGCUUCCCAGAAGCACUUGUUAUACAGGCAUAUUUUGCUUGUGAUAAGAAUGAAAAUCUGGCUGCCAACUUCCUUCUACAGCAGAAUUUUGAUGAUGACUAAGAGACUUCUGUAGCACAUUAACACAGCAGUACAUUACACUAACUAUUCACCGGACUGUAACUGGUUUGGGUAUGUACCUUGGAUUUAUUGACUGCAAGGCAAACUUGAAGGCAUAUAGCAUCAUGUCCACUGUAGAACUGCAGGACUGUUGCUUGCACAUUGAGCAGAAUUCAUGCACAAAGGCUAAAAAGGGCUCCACAGGCACACACUAGAUGUGCCAGAAGGUAGUAAAUUUUGAAUUGUUUCACUCAUUUCAGCUUUUUCCAGACGAUGAUUAAGUGUAAUGCCCUGAACAAUGCAAUGCUUUAUUUCUUUGUUAGAUGCAUCAGAAAUGUAUUUGCUUUACCUGGAAUUGAAAAUUGUAUGUAUUUUAAAAGUAACACUGGACAAAUAAAACAAAGUAUGGAGCAGAAUACAUGCCAAAGUCUAAAAUAAUUUUACUGCUUCAACCAUGUUUCACACUUGUGCAGUUUCUGAUUUCAUUAAAAUUGUAACACUAAAUGGAAAAUAAAAUUCAGGGGAAUUCA